This is a messenger RNA of Danio aesculapii, 898 nucleotides long. It is a transcript of the gene csf3b, whose product is annotated as colony stimulating factor 3 (granulocyte) b. Gene Ontology annotation, cellular component: extracellular region. Gene Ontology annotation, molecular function: cytokine activity. The record is from RefSeq and is a predicted model, not a curated record. Gene Ontology annotation, biological process: macrophage differentiation; immune response; neutrophil differentiation. The transcript has 5 exons. The coding region runs from base 144 to 839 and encodes 231 amino acids. NCBI's taxonomy places the organism in Eukaryota, Metazoa, Chordata, Actinopteri, Cypriniformes, Danionidae.
AGGUGUGUGGGUGUUUCAGGAAGAGCUUCCGCCCGCCGGCUCGAGUUAGCCCGAGGACUGACUGUUUCCUUCUUUUUGUCUGUGUGUGUUUUUCGCAACGCCUCAGACGCAAUAACGCGGAGCCGUGAAUAACCCCAUCAGUCAUGGAAGUUUCCCCAGUUGAACAAUCAGGCCCUUUAAAAGCCUCCAGAUCCGCACAACAGCACCCAACACCGGACACCGAGCACCGGCGAGCCGCCAUGAAGACCUGCUGCCUCUUUCUGCUGCACCUCUGUGUGUGCCAGCUGCUGUGUGUGCCCCUACAGCCAGAGCUGACACACACACACGGCACACAGCCAGAGCUGACACACACACACGCUGAACACACACUGAAAGCCUUGAGUUUGGCUAAGAAGAUCCUGAGCGACAUUCCAGCUGUGCAGGAGCUCUGCGCACCCAACACUGGUUUGAGUUCCUCCACUGAUGACAAACACUUGGAGUUUUUAUCCAGUGAGUUCCAGAUCCCGAUGGUGCCGCUGCUCAAAUCAGAGGCCUUAACACAGGAGGAGCGUGUGCAGCGGAUGCUCAUCGGUCUGGAGCUUCAUCACAGAGUCCUGCGGAAGCUGCUGGAGCCCUGCAGCCCAAUGAACCUACUGAACGACCUCACAGAGCUGCGUGCGCUGCUCCUCCUCCAGGUGCCCCCUGCUGGUCCUGAGGUGUUCCCGCACACACACACACUCUCGGCUCCACUCAGCCAGUUCCAGCUGCAGGUGUGUGUGCGCGUGACACUCCGGCAGCUGCGCAGCUUCAUGCAGGACGUGUUUCGCAGCCUGCGUCACAUCAGUGUGUCCCGGCGCUAACUGCACACACAGCAGGACUUUAUAUUUAUGUAUUUAAUAUUUAUUUUGAACGAUUGUGA